Molecule: messenger RNA, 1049 nt
Organism: Phragmites australis (common reed)
Lineage: Eukaryota; Viridiplantae; Streptophyta; Magnoliopsida; Poales; Poaceae
Exons: 2
Coding region: 46-684 (212 amino acids)
Source: RefSeq, a predicted model, not a curated record
ACAAACUGCUCCAUUGCAUGGCCUGAUGUGGAGAGAAGAUGGUGCAUGCGACACUUGGGCGCGAACCUGUACACAAGGUACCGCAGCAAGUCGCUUGUAAAGAGAUUCAAAGGGCUAUGUCUUCAGAACCAGCAGGCGAAGUUCAACGAGAUAUGGAGAGAGUUAAAUGAGACCACUCGCAAGAUGAUGGCAGACCAGCAAGCAGGGGAGGAUCAACUGCGGGCGCAAAUGGUUGGGGGCCAAACUAUCGUUAGUCGUUCACGUGGUACAUUUAGCCAGUGGAUAGCGGGGAAGCCGGCGGAGCGUUGGGCCCUUAUCCAUGACACUCAUGGUGCCAGGUACUCCAUCAUGACAACGAACAUAGCGGAGGCGUUCAACAAUGUCCUGAAGGGAGUACGGGGCCUCCCGUUGUGUACCAUUAUUGAGCUCACAUUCUACAGAACGGCGGACUACUUUCGAGACCGUGGUAAUGCUGCUAUGAAGUGCAGCACACGGUUUUCACCUAAGGUGGAGCAAAUCAUAUCAAGAAGGAGGAGCAAGGCACACUUUCAUCGGUCGAGGAUCUACGACUUGGCCAACAAUGACUUUGAGGUCAUGUGCCGCCGUAGGUAUGCUUCAGGGUAUAGCGCCGGGGACACCGUGCAGCAAUGUCAACUUGGACCUAACGAGGUGAAGUGCACAUGAAAUAAGCCAAAACUGCACCAUAUCCCGUGCUCGCAUGUCUUAGCCGCUUGCAGGGACAUAGGUGGCAAUGACGGAUCACAGUACGUAUCACCGUACUUCACGAUCGAUGCAUUGAGGAGCACAUGGCUUCCAAAGAUGCGGUCCUUUAACAUCGGAACCAACUACAAAUCGAUCGAGGGCCCUAAGUGGGUACCUUAUCCACGAGCACGACGCACAGAUCCUGGAAGGCCUAGAUCUACGAGGCUGCAAGGUGACAUGGAUGAAGCAGAUGCUGUUGAUGGCCUUCGCAGGUGCAAACUUUGCAAACAACCUGGACAUGACAGGAGGACUUGCCCGACCCGUCAGUAAACUAUCAGCCCACUGUC